Molecule: messenger RNA, 510 nt
Organism: Phodopus roborovskii (desert hamster)
Lineage: Eukaryota; Metazoa; Chordata; Mammalia; Rodentia; Cricetidae
Gene: Fam240b
Product: family with sequence similarity 240 member B
Exons: 3
Coding region: 148-384 (78 amino acids)
Source: RefSeq, a predicted model, not a curated record
AUAUAUAAAAAGCCCCAACAAUGAAGUUUCAGAAUAGUGCCUGUGGCUUUCCCAAAGCAGAGCUGAGGAGGCCAGAACCAGGCAGGACACUUGCCCUUCUUUGCACCCUAACAGGAUAUCAGUUCACCUGUGAUUCAUCUUUAAGGGAUGAACAGCCAGUACAUGCGCAGAGAAGUCUUCUGCUGCGAGACCUGCGAUGAGCUCAAAAGCUUCUGGGAAAAGGAAAUUAGCAAACAGACAUUUUACCGAGAACUUGAAGAAGAUCGCCAGGGCAGAAGUGCUCUGAGAAAGCUUCGCGAAGAAUGGAAGCAGAGGCUGGAGAAGAGGCUGAGGAUGCUGGACAAUCCUGAAGAUGAGGGAAAGCAGGCUAACCCCGAGAACUGAGUGUUUCUGGCAAGCCAUCAAGGGCAUCUUUUUCUAAGAGGGAAAAGACUUCCAUCUAGUUAUACUGACUUACUAAACAGAACAUCCCCUAUUUGCUCUCCCAUUUGAGAAAGGACGUAUAUGUAA